Corvus hawaiiensis (hawaiian crow) is the source of this 6178-nucleotide messenger RNA. RefSeq names its product ciliary rootlet coiled-coil, rootletin (gene CROCC). The transcript has 34 exons. Lineage: Eukaryota; Metazoa; Chordata; Aves; Passeriformes; Corvidae. The coding region runs from base 425 to 5596 and encodes 1723 amino acids. The record is from RefSeq and is a predicted model, not a curated record.
GCCGGGGGGGUGCAAGGGGAGAGCGGCCGGGAGAGCCCCUCCUUCCCGGAGCGUAGCUUGGGGCCAGAUCCAUCCCGUGUUCCCGGAGCGGGGAUGCCUCCAGCGCCCGCGGUGGGGGAUUCUGAGCCGUCCUUGGGGAUUUAUCCCCACUUUCCCCUACCGGGCUGGCGGCAGCAAGUCUUUAAUUACCCAGGGGAUAAUUAAAGCUCUGGCUGGGGCGGUGAUCCGGGGUGCCCCCGCAUCCCGGGGGGUGUUGAAGCCGCUUCACCCCUCGGCGACCCCGGCUCGCUCCACCCCGGAGCUUUUCCUGCCGGAGCGAACUCCGGGCGGUAAUGAGCUUACGGAACGAACGCGGGGCUUAGGGAAGGGCCUGUCCAGGAGCCCCGCUGCCCCUGGAGAGCGGCUCCAUCCCGCCGCGGGGGCCAUGGCCUCGCUGCUGUCCCUGCAGGAGGAGAACCGGAUCCUGCAGCAGGAGCUGUCCCGCGUCGAGGACCUGCUGGCGCAGAGCCGGGCCGAGCGCGAUGAGCUGGCCAUCAAGUACAACGCCCUCAGCGAGCGCCUGGAGCAGACCCUGCGGCUGGAGCCGGAGGAGCGGGAGGCGGUGGAGAGCCGGAGCCUGGCCCAGCACAACAUCGAGCUCCGGAGGCUGCUGGAGGAGGAGCAGGCCGCCUACAAGCGCAAGCUCCAGGCCUACCAGGAGGGCCAGCAGCGCCAGGCCCAGCUGGUGCAGAAGCUGCAAGCCAAGGUGUUGCAGUACAAGAAGAAAUGUGGGGAAGUGGAGCAGCAGCUGCUGGAGAAGGCGACGGAGCUGGAGCAGGAGAGGCUGACGAUCCAGCUGGAUGCCAGCGGCUCCCAGCCCGAGGAGGAGAGCAGCAACGAGCUGGAGAACGCCCUGAUCCGGCUGGAAGAGGAGCAGCAGAGGAGCAGCAGCCUGGUGCAGGUGAACUCGAUGCUGCGGGAGCAGCUGGAACAGGCCAACGUGGCCAACGCGGCGCUGAGCGAGGACAUCCGGAAGCUCACGGCCGACUGGGCGCGGGCCCGGGAUGAGCUGGAGCAGCGGGAGGCGGAGUGGAGGCGCGAGGAGGAGUCCUUCAACACCUACUUCAGCAACGAGCACAGCCGGCUCCUGACCCUCUGGCGGCAGCUGGUGGCCUUCAGGCGCCACUUCGGGGAGAUGAAGGCCAGCACCGAGAGGGACCUGUCGGAGCUGGGGCACGAGGUGUCCCGGACGGGCCGCGCCGCCCACGCCGCCUGCCUGCACCUGGCCGCCAACCUGCGGCUGGCCGAGAGCCAGGCGGGAGCGGCGCGGGAGCGGCAGGAGCUGCGCCUGGAGCAGCUGGAGGAGCAGCUGGCGGCGCGGGCACGCGAUGCGGAGCUGGAGAAAGCCACCCUGACAGCGAGGCUGGAGGAGCUGACGGCGGCCCUGGAGCGGCGCCGGAGCGAGGACGAGGAGAAGGAGCGGGCGGUGGAGGCGCUGACCCUGCAGCUGCGGGAGCUGGAGGCCGCGCGCGCCCGGGAGCCGGCGCCGGAGCAGGUGGAGGCUCUGCGCUCCGAGCUGGAGCUGCUCCGCCGGACGCUGCACGAGGUCACCCAGGCGGUGCUGGCGGAUGACCCCGAGCCCCCCGCGCCCUCCGUGUCCCCUCCGUGUCCCGCCGUGUCCCCUCUCCGCAGCCUCUCUGCCAGCGCCGCCGCCGCCGCCGUUCACGCGGCCCUGAGCCAGCGCCGGCUGCAGCUGGAGGAGGCCCGGAGCCAGGCGGAGGCGGGCCGGGAGGCGGCCGGGAGCCUGCGGCGGGAGCUGGGAAUGCUGGAGCAGCGGCUGGAGCAGCUGGGAGCCGAGGCCGGGAGCUGCCGGCGGGCGCAGGAGGAGGCGCAGCGGGAAGGGCUCCGGCUGCGCGCCCAGGCCGAGGGGCUGCGCAGGGACCUGGAGCGCGCGGAGGCGGCGCUGGCGGAGGAGCAGCAGCGCGCGGGGGCCCUGCAGCAGGAGCGGGAGCAGCUCCGGCGCCGCGGCGAGGGGCUGCAGGACGCCCGCGACGAGGCCGCCCGCGACGCCCAGGCUGCCCGGGAGCAGCUGGAGCACAGCCGGCAGCAGGCGCUGGAGCUGGAGGCGCAGCGGGCGUGGGCACAGCGGGAGCUGCUGGAGGCGCGGGAGGAGCUGAGCCGGGCGCUGCUGGAGGCGGAGCUGGCCCGGGGCGAGCAGGAGGCGCUGGCAGAGGCCCUGGGCAAGGCGCAGGGCAGCUGCGGGGAGCUGGCGGAGGCCCGGCGGGCGGCGGAGGCCGAGGAGUCGCGGCUGCGGGACGCGCUGGCCAAGACCAGCGAGCUGGCGGCCGGGCUGGCCCGGGACAAGGCGGAGCUGAGCCGGCGGCUGGAGCGGCUGGAGCAGGAGCGGGAGCGGGGCCGGCUGCGCACCCGGGAGCUGUGCCGGGAGCUGGCGCUGCUGCGGGAGCGGCUGGAGCGCGGCCCCCGCCCCGGGAACGAGCGGCGGGGCCCGGAGCGGGCGCGGAAGGACCCCCGGGACGACGGGCGGGGGCUGCGGGAGGAGCUGCGGGAGCUGCGCGGGCUCCACGAGCGGCUGCGCCACAGCCUCGGCCAGGCGGUGCAGGAGCAGAGCGCGGCGGGCGAGGCGCUGGCGCGGGCGCGGGCGGAGCAGGAGCGGCUCCGGGCGGAGCAGGAGCGGCUGGGCCGGGCUCAGGCGGCGCUGGCCCAGGACGGGGCCGGCCUGGCCGUGCAGCUCGCGGCUGCCCAGCGCCAGGAGCGGCACCGCGACCGCGAGGCCGCCGGGCUCAGGUCGGAGAAGGAGGGGCUGGAGAGCAGCGUGUUCCAGCUGCAGCAGGAGCUGGCCCAGCUCCAGGCCCGCAACCAGCAGCUGGAGGCCCAGGGCCGGACACUGGCGCAGGCCAAGGAGGCGCUGGAGGCGGAGCUGGGCGCGGCGCGGCGGGAGCGGGCGCAGGAGCUGCGGGAGCGGCGCCAGGCGGUGGCGGUGGCCGAGGCGGCCGCGGUGACAGCGGCCCUGCAGAGCGCCCGCGACGCCCACCGGGAGCAGCUCGAGCACCUCCAGCGAGAGAAGGAGGAGCUGGAGGCCGAGCGGGGCCGGCUGGUGCAGGAGCACGAGGAGCUGGUGGCCGAGCUGGCGGCAGCGCGGCAGCAGCGCCAGAGCGAGAAGCAGCAGGCGCUGGCGCUGCAGGAGGAGGAGCGGGUAGCCCUGGCGGGGACACUGGCGGGGCUCCAGCGGAGCCUGGACGAGGCCACGGCCGAGCUGGAGCAGCAGCGGCGAGAGGUCACGAGCCACCAGGAGAAGGAGCAGGGCUUGGCCGCGGAGCUGCGCUCGCUGCGGGCGCGGGCGGAGGAGGCGGCGCUGAGCCACGAGCGGGAGGCGAGGACGCUCCGGGACGAAGCGGCAGCGGCGGCCAAGCAGCGGGACAGCGCCCUGCGGGAGGCGGAGGAGGCGCGGGCGCAGCUGCGGGCGGUGGCGGAGGCGCGGGCGGCGGCGCGGCGGGAGCUGCAGGAGGCGCAGCGCCAGGCCCGGGACAGCCGCGAGGGCCGGGACGCGGAGCGGCGGCGGGCGCAGGAGGCGCGGCGGGCCCUGGGCGACGCGGGCCGCGAGAAGGAAGCGCUGCAGCGCUCCAACGAGGAGCUGCGGGCGGCCCUGCGGCGCGCCGAGGGAGAGCGCAUCAGCCUGAAGCGCUCCGGGGAGGACAAGGAGCAGCGGCUGGCGCUGCUGGAGGCGGCGCGGGCGGCGGCCGAGCGGGAGGUGUCGGAGCUGCGGGCGGCGCUGCGGGGGCUGGAGCGCGCCCGCCUCGAGAGCCGCCGGGAGCUGCAGGAGCUGCGCCGCCAGGUGAAGGAGCUGGACAGCGAGAACAGCCGGCGGGGCCGAGAGCUGGGGGAGCUGCAGGCGCGGGUGGCCCUGGAGGAGCAGCGGGAGCAGCGGAGCCGCCGCGAAGCCUCCGGCCUCCGGCAGAAGGUGGCGGAGAGCGAGGCCGGCACCGAGGCCGCCAGGAAGGAGCUGCAGCAGCUCCAGCAGCGCCUGGCGGAGGCGGAGCAGGAGUUCCGGCAGCGGGAGCAGGAGCUGUCCCGCAGCCUGGAGGAGGCGCGGGGCAAUGAGAAGAAGCUGCUGGCGGACGCCCGGAACCUGCAGCUGAAGGUGGAGGCGGCGCGGGCCGAGGUGGCCGAGCUGGGGCUGCGGCUGAGCGCGGCGCAGGGCCGGGCCCAGGGGCUGGAGGCGGAGCUGGCCCGGGGCGAGGAGCAGCGCAGGGCCACCGAGUCCCGCCUGGGCGGCCUCCAGGCCACCCUGCGCCGCACCGUGGCCGUCGCCAGGGCCAAGGGCGGGGGCCCGGAGGGGCCGGGAAGCCCCGGCUCGUUCCCGGAUCCCGACGCCGAUCCCGAGGCGCUGCGGGCGGCGCUGCGGGAAUUCCUGCGGGAGCUGCAGGACGCGCAGCGGGAGCGGGAGGAGCUCCGGGGGCAGCUGGGCAGCCUGGGCCGGCGCCUGGCGGAGGCGGAGGCGGAGCGGGACAGCGCCGGCGCCCGCGCACAGCAGCUCCAGAAACUGCUGGAGGAGAGCGAGCAAGGGCGCCGAGAGCUGAGCGGCUCCCGGGCCGCGCUGCUGCUGCGGGAGGAGACCCUGCGCCAUUCCCAGCGGGAAUGCCGCGAGCUGCGGGACAGGCUGGCGGGCCUGGAGCGGAGCCUGCGCUCUGCCGAGCGGGAGCGCCGCGCGGCGCAGGAGAAGCUGGGCGAGCUGGAGGAGGCCCGGCAGAGGCUGGAGCUGUGCGAGAGCCGGAGCUCCCGGCUGGAGCUGCAGCGGCGGGCGCUGGAGGGGGAGCUGGGCCGCGCCCGGCGCGCUCUGGCGGAGCGGGACGCGGAGGCGCGGGAGCGAGCGGAGCUGCUGCGGACACAGCUGGCUCAGGCCGAGCCCGGCUCCGGGCCGCUCCCGGUGCUGCCGGACAGCGGCUCCCGGGGGGACGCUGCGGCCGUGCCCGAGGGCUCCCGGCUCCACGAGCGGCUCCUGCAGCUCCAGAACGCCCUGGCCGCCGGCGAGACGGACCGGAGGCUGCUCCAGGAGGGGCUGGAGGAGGCGCGGCGGGCGCUGGCGGAGGCGCGGCGGGAGAAGGGAAUGCUGCGGGAGCAGCUGCGGGAGCAGCGGGAGCUGGGAAUGCUGCGGGAAUCGGGAAUGCUGCGGGAGCUGGGAAUGCUGCGGGAGCCGGGAAUGCUCCGGGAAUCGGGAAUGCUCCGGGAGCCGGGGAAGGCGCAGGAGCAGGGAAUGCUGCGGGAGCUGGGAAUGCCGCCCAACAGGGAACCCCAGGACCGGCAGCAGGAGGGCCCGCAGCAGCAGCAGCAGCAGCAGCAGCAGGAAUCUCCCGGCCGGGCCGGGCUCCCGCAGCUCCCGGCGGGCUCGGCCGAGCAGCAGCUGCAGGAGGCUCGGAAGCGAAUCCAGGUGCUGCGGGCGCAGGUGUCGGCGCUGGAGCUCCGGGCCCGGCCGCUCCCCGAGGCGCCUCCGGAGCUGCAGCGGGAGCUGGAGCGGCUCCGGCUCGGCCGCGGGGACCUGGAGGAGCAGAUCGCGCUGCUCAAGGAGCAGGAGCUGCAGCGGCAUCCCCCCGGAACGUAGGGAAUUCCGGGAAUUCCGGGAAUUCCGGGCCGUCCGCAGAGCUCGCGCAGCUCCGCUCAGGGCUGAGGGGAUCCAACGCCAUCCCAAAAUCCAGAGCAGAGCCCCGCACGGCUCAGCCCAGGGAGGAGGGGGAUCCAUCCCUCUCCCUGUGCUCCAAACCCACAGCGAUUGUUGCCUCCUCAUUCCCAUUUCUCCAGGAAAAAGCUGCACUUUUCCCACCAGACAACAAAAUUUGUCUAUUUUUGAUACAAUUUGGGACCCUGUGGAGGGUUUUCCCAUUGUCCUGAUGUAGUUUUUAAUGGAAUAGGGAAAUAUUCCCUUUUUUAGCCCCAGAAGACCCAACCGAUCCCUUCCCCUCCCGCCUUCCCCUCACCACAUCCUCAUUUCCCCCCUUUUUCUAACAGAAAACUCCCUGGAUUUGUGUUUUUGGAGGAUUUUUUUAGGAACUAGCGGGAUUUUUAUACGGAUUCUUUGGGAAUCGGGGGUUUUCACUGGUGCUCCGAGGUUGGGAAAACCACGGGAAGGGAGGGGGUGGCUCCGGCCCCCGUCAGUCCCGGCGGGAAUAAACGUGGAGAAAUCCAG